Solenopsis invicta (red fire ant) is the source of this 1719-nucleotide messenger RNA. RefSeq lists its product as uncharacterized. The record is from RefSeq and is a predicted model, not a curated record. Gene Ontology annotation, molecular function: N-acetyltransferase activity. The transcript is spliced from 3 exons. NCBI's taxonomy places the organism in Eukaryota, Metazoa, Arthropoda, Insecta, Hymenoptera, Formicidae. The coding region runs from base 1 to 819 and encodes 272 amino acids.
AUGAAUGAGGAAAAAAAGAACGAAAUUAUUGAGAUGGAAGCGAGAAUGUAUGCACCUUUAGAGUGGGAUUCACCGGAGAUAUGCAAAAUACAGGAUCUCAAGGAAGCGCAGUACGAGGAAGCUCUACGUCUGAUAAAACAUCAUUUUUUCCGGGAAGAGCCGAUGUGCAAAGCAAUCUCUUUGCUGCAAGAUCAGGCAUCCGUCAAAGCGUACCUAGACCUUUUGAGGACAUGGAUGAAGGACACUCUCAGUUUGGUCGCGCUCAGUCGGGCAUCGGGGCGAGUCGUUGGAGUAACUGUUGUGCGAAUCAACAGCUAUUCGGAUAAAAGUGACACGUAUAAUCGAGUCCAAGUACGUCGAGCAAAUUACGGGUAUGCAAGGAAAUGUGUUCGAUUUGUUCAGGAUUUCGAUGGGGACGCUCUGGAGAAGAUCAUGGGCCUGAUCAACGCUGUGAUCAAACAAGCGAAUGCGCACGAGGAGCUCGGCUGCGACGCGUACCUUCACCUUCGCGUUUUCUGUGUUCAUCCGUCUUACCAAGGAAAAGGCGUCGGAGCAGCCCUGCUGAAGGCCUGCGUCAAAGUCGCGUCCACCCUGGACGUGCCGGCCAUCGGCGGCGUCUUCACGUCAGGGCUGAGCCAGUCGUUGACCCUGAAACUCGGCUUUCGUCUCAUCGCGGAGAUCCGUUACGAUCGCUGGAUCGUCCACGACAGAGUCGUGUUCGACGAUACCGGCAAGGGGAACUAUUCGGCCGCUUUCAUGGGAAUGCGGAUACCUCGCGGGGAGUCGCGCGGCGAGUUUGAAAACAGCCGCGAGAAGUAAGUACCGUGCGUCGAUAACACCGAGUACCUGCGGCGUGAAUUGCGGACUACAGUUAUCCAACGGUCAUCGCGCGAGAAAGACGCGGAAGUUCCUUGCGCAGAUAAAAUGGAAAGCUACGCCAAUUUGGAAUAUACAUUGUUGUCCCAAUUUAAUAGAAAGGGCUUUAUAUUUCCAAGGAUUCACGGUAUAAUUAAUACUGAUCAGAGCCCGUUGCAUCCACGUCGCGACAAGCUUUGCUCGAUAAGCUGCAAGUAUCCGAAAAUGGAGAAAGAGAGAGAGGCAAUAUUUUUCCUCCGAUUGCCGAUGACCAAACUUUUACUGUACCGAAUGGUAAUACAUACUCAAUAAAACAAUAAACAGUAAUCUAAUUUCCCAGAUCAGAGAAGAAAGAUGCAUCGCCGAAAGGGUUGCGUCGACAUUUCGCGAUCGACGAUUAAAAUGUGGAGCUUCCGCGACGCGGCGGCAGAGGCCGCUGGCGCGGCGCGGAGCGACGGCGAGGUCCCCGUUCGAACUUGGCGGAUGUGCGCGCGCGCCCGAUGACGACAUGCGCGAGCCGCGCGAGGAAAGGCUGCCGCGACGGCGGCGGCGGGCGCCGGCAGUCAGUGCAUGACGGCCCGAGGUUUGUAUCGAUAUCGUAUCUCUCCGCGCACGGUCCGCUCGGCCUCGCGAGAGGGAAAGGGAGAAAGAGAGACGGAGACGGUUCCCGGGGACCCCGUGCGACACCGCGACGUUACUACGACGCGUCCGUCGUCGCGCGUCGUUUCCGCGUGUCCCGAAAUUUCGCCUACGAAAUUCGCGCCGUUCCGCACAGGACGCGUAGUGCGUGACGAAGGUGUGCGACGGUAUCGUCGAGUUUACGACGCCAGACGGAUUCGGCGGAGCUACAGCAGCGUGUGAGGA